Molecule: messenger RNA, 1171 nt
Organism: Vigna umbellata (rice bean)
Lineage: Eukaryota; Viridiplantae; Streptophyta; Magnoliopsida; Fabales; Fabaceae
Source: RefSeq, a predicted model, not a curated record
CGUUCAGAAACCUAACAGGGUAUUUAUUGUCACAAAAGUCAAGGACUCUUAGUACAAAAAAGAAGACCCCCUAACACCUCCCAAAGGGAAACUGGUUAUAGACUUUCUUAGAAAGUCUCUGCCCUAAAACAACUAACCGCAUAACUCCCUUUUAUUUCUAAAUUUCCUUCUAUAAUGCACAUUCCACUCAUUAUUUCCCUGCCUAACAGAUUCCAUUUUCUCUGGUCCUUUAAUGAAGUCUUUCUCAUCCAAUAAAAUAACUUUUUUACUGUCAUAAAAAUAUAAAAUAUGUUAAACGUAUGAAUCAAAUCUAAGUUCCUCUCUCACUGUAUAAUAAAAAAGUCUCGCUCCAUUAACUCUCUUUGCUGAGAAAAAGAAAAAAAAAAUUGGCCACUCGGCUUUACCAGAUGUACAUGUGAGACUGCAUUUCUUGGAAUGUUAGGUUCUUCUCGAGUAUAUCUAUUAUUUUAAUGAAAAAGCCCCACUUUAGUUUUUCUUUUAUUUUCUCCAUAUUUUUAUACAAUGAUCUAAUUGAUGUAUCCUUGCAUUUAUUAUGUUUAUCUCAGGAAAUAAAUUCAUUUGGAACAGAUAAUGUGAAAAUAGUUGGGUGGUCUGAUCGAACCAGAUAUGUAGCAAGUUACUUGCAUCAGAGUUUUCUACCUGCAAGGAAUCAGAAAGAGGAGACUGUGCUAAACUUCUCAAAAGUUUUUCGAGGCCUAGCCCGAAAAGAAGGGGCAAGGCUAUUUUAUGAAGUACUGGUUCUUAAAACUACUGGCUAUGUAGAUGUGGAGCAAAACGAAGCUUAUGGAGAUAUUGCAAUCACUAAACUUCCAAAAUUAGACCAAACUUGUUGAUUUGAUGAUCUAUUAACAUAUAGAUAUCAAAGGAGAUAUAGAAAUAGAAAAUUGAUAGGAUUCUGGUGGAUUUAUAUGUUGUAUUUUUUUUUGUAAUUUAUAUCAUUGUGUUUAAUUGUACAGCAUUACUUGCCAUUUUAUUUUAGUCAUACUUUUCGAAAAUCUUGUGCAUUUCUGUCACUAGUUACAUUGUACAGUGAUGUCAAAGUUAGCAACUUCAAUAUGGCAGUGAUAAGCCCGAAUUUCGACUUGAUCAAACUUCGGCAAAUGUUACUGUUUAUUUAAAUAUUCCAAAAAGGGUUUAAAGUUUAGACCUA